Molecule: messenger RNA, 1746 nt
Organism: Achroia grisella
Lineage: Eukaryota; Metazoa; Arthropoda; Insecta; Lepidoptera; Pyralidae
Gene: l(3)77CDf
Product: phosphatidylserine synthase
Exons: 7
Coding region: 338-1603 (421 amino acids)
Biological process (GO): phosphatidylserine biosynthetic process
Molecular function (GO): L-serine-phosphatidylethanolamine phosphatidyltransferase activity
Source: RefSeq, a predicted model, not a curated record
AAAUGAUUGACGAAGUUUUGUUCUGCCUCGUGAAAGAUGAUAAUUUAUAUAAUAUUCUUUUUUUUGAAGUAUUACAGGGGGAAUUCUUCAUAUUAGUAACUCUUAUAAGUCGUGUUUGUUACUUUUAUAUCUCGUCUGAUCUGUGGUGUUAUUGCUCUAUGAUCUGACCUACCUGGUCUGUGGCCUGAAAUAACCUCUGUUUAGUCAAAAAUGUCUUAAUGUAUGAUCGUCUGUUAACUUAAUACAAUAAUAUACUUAAUGUAAUAUCUUUUCUUAAAAUGAAUUUAAUUUUACAUUUUCGGAUUGAUUAUUUUAUGAAUACUCUACCUAAUUAAUAAUGAAGAAAAAUAAAAGAAAUAUGUCUGCAGCAAAUACCGAGUAUGUGGAUGCAUUUAGCUCCAUAAAUGAGCGACCGGUCGAUGAUAUAUCUUUGGAAUUUUUUUAUAAACCCCAUACAAUUACACUUUUGGCAGUGUCUAUAGCUUCAGUUAUAUAUACAGCAUUUGUUAGAGAUGAGUCAAGCAUUCAGGAUAACAUAUGGUCAGGAAUAUGUUGCGUGAUAUUUUUUUUUCUUAUUGUGUCUGUGCUCACUUUUCCAAAUGGACCAUUUACACGGCCACAUCCAGCCAUCUGGAGAAUAGUCUUCGGAAUGUCAGUUCUUUAUUUACUGGCACUGUUAUUUUUGUUAUUUCAAAGCUACUCCACAGUGUAUGAAGUAAUGUAUUGGAUUGACCCUAACCUUCGAAAUUUUCACAUAGAUAUGGAUAAGGAAUAUGCUGUCAAUUGCUCAGAUAUCAGUAUAGCCAAAGUAUGGUCUCAUGUGGAUGUUUUUGCUUGGGGUCAUUUUUUUGGAUGGAUGUUCAAGGCUUUACUGUUUAGACACGGCGGCUUGCUAUGGGCAAUAUCAAUAAUGUGGGAGAUAACUGAAAUAGCAUUUGCUCAUUUGCUUCCAAACUUUUUAGAAUGUUGGUGGGAUUCUAUUGUUCUAGAUGUUCUUAUAUGUAACGGAUUAGGUAUAUGGUGUGGACUUAAAAUAUGUCAAGUACUUGAAAUGAGAGAAUAUAAAUGGGUUAGCAUAAGGGAUAUAUCGUCAACAACUGGAAAAAUAAAAAGAGCCAUACUCCAAUUUACACCAGUGCAAUGGAGUCCGGUACGGUGGCUGGAUCCAACUUGUACCUAUAUGAGGUUUUUUGCACUAAGUCAACUAGUGGUAUUUUGGCAAAUAUCAGAAUUGAAUACAUUUUUCCUUAAACAUAUAUUUGAAAUGCCACCAUCUCAUCCCCUGGUUAUUGCACGACUUUGUCUGGUUGGAGUCAUUGUUGCUCCAUCUGUCAGACAGUAUUAUAUUUAUGUGACGGACCCUAACUGCAAGAGAGUUGGAACUCAAUGUUGGGUAUAUGGUGCCAUAAUGGUUACAGAAUCAAUGCUAUGCAUAAAAAAUGGCAAAGAACUAUUUGGUCAAGCUCAAGUGUGCAAUGUUAUUGUAUGGCUAAUAAUUCAAAUUUUAGUAUCAAUUGGCUGUGUUUAUGGAGUGGUGUUAUACCAUAGAUAUUUUGAGCCAACCAAAGACUCGAAUAUUGCUAGUCCUAAGAAGAAUGAAUGAAAGUCCCAAACAAGACGGAAAAACCUUUAGUCCAUAAAUAGUUUAAUUAGAUGUUGUGAUGUGAGCCAAAUGGAAUGUGAAAGUUCUAAGUAAUAAAUAUCAUUACCAUUCUAAGUAAUAAAUAACUAAAUGAUUAAAAAAUA